CGAAACAGGAGGAGCGUUCGUAUUUUUUUUUACUCUCCAUAUUUUUUUAUUUACCAUAUUUAUUUAUUUAUUAUUUGUUUUUUUUAGGAGCAGUAUGGGGUUUGUGAUGGCGUCAGGUUCACAUCAUUGGGGGAUUACAACCUAGUGAAUUAACCAGCCAUCUGAAUCGCCGAAGAGGAUGGAAAUGCGUCCAUUGGACAUAAAUAUAAAAGGUCUGAAGGUCUGAUAUUUUCGUGGUUGAAGAGCCUCAGAUGCACAUUGAGACACUAGAGAGAAGGCGGAGAUGACCAGAAAAUUGUCACGGACAAAAAUAAUCCUAUCUCGAUAUAUUGUCUUUGUUUACUGAUUAUAAAUGUUGAUGUGAUCAUGGAUGGCGUAGUAUCGGUCAAUGGUGUUUAAAGGAGUCACACAUGUGAAAGGAGAUUGAAAAAAGCAGGAAAGACGAGCUGAGAAACAAGGAAGCGAUCUCUCUCUCUCUCAUUCUCUCAUUGUGUCCAUAAUAUAAUAGGACAAUAUAUAUCUAAUGCUCAAGCAAGAAGCAUGCGACUCCACACGAGCAGUUGAAUGCAGAGGGGAUGUCAGGCAGUAAGGCGCUGGGAGGGGCACGGCGGCGACGGACACGUUGCCGGCGCUGUCAAGCCUGUAUGCGUACCGAGUGCGGCGAGUGCCACUUCUGCAAAGACAUGAAGAAGUUUGGUGGACCAGGGCGGAUGAAACAGUCCUGCCUGCUCAGGCAAUGCACUGCCCCGGUGUUGCCACAUACAGCCGUGUGUUUUGCAUGUGGUGAAGCAGGAAAGGAAGACACAGUGGAGUCGGAGGAGGAGAAAUUCAGCCUCUCCCUCAUGGAGUGCACCAUCUGUAAUGAGAUCAUCCACCCUAGCUGCCUGAAGAUGGGUAAAUCUGAAGGUAUUAUCAAUGAUGAGAUCCCAAACUGUUGGGAAUGUCCAAAGUGCCACAAGGAAGGGAAAACCAGUAAGGAUCAGGGAGAUGGUUUAGGAAAGAGAAGAAUGGACAAUGGUGAAGUGAGUCGCUGGAAGCUGACAGAUGACCCUCCACCCAGUAAAAAGAAGCCCACAUCUCUAGAAGAUACAGCACGUCACGAUGGACAUAAACGUAAGAAGGAGAAGGAUCUGCCACAAGAGAGUGUUUCAAAAAAGAAGAUCAAAGGUGCCCGUGAUAAACAUCUGAAAAAGAAAGCGAAACCCAAGUCCUCUGAUUCCUCUGAAGCCAAUGGGCCAAACUCGUCAUCGGGUGGCAGUCACAGUUCAGGUGGUGGUUCAAGCGUAGCGCAGCCAUCAUCCAUAAACCCCAGCCAGGACCAGCGCUCGCAUCACCGUGAAAAACUGGAGCGUUUCAAACGCAUGUGUCAGCUUCUGGAGCGAGUACGCGACUCAAGCUCUUCCUCUUCAUCCAGUUCUGAAACAGACUCUGAGUCUGACUCAGAUUCGCCGUCUCCCGCUGUGGCUUCUGAGCCAUCCUCUCCAUCUGCCUCAUAUGGCAACAGCUGCACUCGUGAGCGAGAGCGAAACCGCCGUCUAGCAGAGCUGGGCUUCAGUGCCAGUGAUGAUUCUGAAGAUGAGCGUGUCAUUGCAGAACAAGAGCAGGACAACGGGAGUGAGCCGCAAACGCAGCGGCGCAGAGGUGAUGCUGGUCCCAAAGUACGCAAAGUGGUUAUUGACACUGAAGCUGAUGAUGAACAAGGGUCGAGUGACCGGGGUCGUAAACCCGUCACACUGGCCCCACCUUCACCACUGUCAACUACACAAGCACCACCCUCCGGACAAGGGCACUUAACGGGACACGAGGGUCUCCCCUCCAAGCGCUCUAAUGGACAGGAUGCACGUAAUGGGCGCACACGGGUGGGUGGGCGAGAAACACAAGAGAAGGAGAAUUCAAACAGCAGUACUGUAAGCAAUCAUCGGCAUGGUACCAUGAAGUCCGUUCGUGGCAGUAAGAUUCGCGGUGGAAGUCGGCAAGGCCAGAAUGUUCCAUCCAAUAAGAGCACGGGUACAGCGACGGUCGGUUCUGGUACUGCUAACGGCAGCACUGCCAUGUCUAACCUGGCUAACCCAGUCAGCAGCUCGCUGCCAUUGCAUCGGUCUCAGCAGUCACGCUUGAUACCGGCACACUCGCAAAUGGUAAAGCGCAGCCCUGCAGCCAUGCCUUCACCACCAAGGCCCGUGCAAAUGGAGAGACACUUGGUGCGUCCACCACCAUCCUGUCCCGAACCACAUUGCCUGCCAUUAGACAGCGGUGCUUCACACGUGCUGCCGAGGGAGGUGUGGCUUAGUGUCUUCCAGCAUCUUAGUCAACGGCAGCUGUGUGUCUGCAUGCGGGUUUGUCGCACAUGGAGCCGCUGGUGCUGUGAUAAGAGGUUAUGGACUCAAAUUGAUUUGAGUCGUCAGCGCUCUAUAACUCCUCCAAUGCUGAGUGGUAUAAUCCGUCGACAACCCAUCUCUCUUAACCUGGGCUACACCAACAUCUCCAAGAAACAGCUCAUGUGGCUUAUUAACCGUUUACAAGGUCUUCUGGAGUUGAAUGUGUCGGGCUGCCCGUGGUCUUCAGUUUCUGCCCUAUGUCAGUCUGUGUGCCCGUGUCUUCGUCUGCUUGAUCUCAGUCGAGUUGAAGAUCUCAAAGACUCUCAUCUUAAAGAACUGCUGGCUCCGCCCUCCAAUGACACACGCUCAGCUCAUGGGGAUAACCGAGGUGGACGAUUCCAGAAUGUGACAGAGCUACGACUGGCUGGUCUGGAAGUGACUGAUGCAUUGUCACGCCUGAUAGUGCGGUACCUUCCUCACCUGACAAAGCUUGACCUAAGUCAGUGCUGCCACAUCACAGACCAGACAAUCCUCACGCUAACCUCUCCAAUAUCACCACUCAGAGAGAGCCUCAUCCAUGUCAACCUGGCAGGUUGUGUGAAGGUAACAGAGCAGUGUCUGCCAUUCCUCCGCCGCUGUGCUUCGUUGCAGAGCGUGGACCUGCGUUCAUGUGGCCUACUUGCGCCGGACAUCUGCCAGCUUCACUGCUUCCCCUCCCCUGAAGACAGAGUCCUGCUGAAGAACAGCUAAAGACUACUGCCUCAAACGCACUACAGGAACAAACUCGCUAGAGAGAGAGAGAGCUCAUUCAUCAUGGACAAUAUGCUGCUUGUAAUUCUGGAUUCACCGUUUGUGAACAGACAAAUCAAACUUAUGUAGAUAUUCUGUACCAGUAAUGAGUGGGUGUACAAAUGUGUAGUUUGCUGUAAAUUAUCCACUCAUGUGCGCAGUUCCCGCAGUCCGCCCCCAGCACAGCUCAAUGUCCUGUUGGGAAUGCUGGCUCUAUUCUAGGGUGCAAGACGAUGCCGAAUGUAUCUUACUGUGGACAGGUCUCGAACACGGAGCCAUAUUUGUGCAUUUGGGUGCAUCUCACAAAGAAUAUGUCCAGGUGUUCACAGCAAACUCAAAAGAAAAACAUAUUGACAUUAUCAUUGCAUAAAGAAAAUGAAGCCUUUUUUGUAGAAACAUUCAGAUUUUGUUUGGUAAUUCUUAUUACCAGUGUGUCUGGUCCUUUCACUUUUGUUUUUUUAUUUGUAAUUCCCAUUAGUCUUUAUGGUGAUUCUCAGAAUUGUAGUAGUAAUUUUCUAUUGUAUUAAUUAAAACAGAUUCUGUAAUACAGGAAAGUUCAAUAAUUGCUAUCAUGAUAUUUAAAUAGUUAACCAUUUAAAUCAUAUAUUUUUUUGCAUUUUGGUAUAGUAAUUUGAUUGGAAAUGUUUUAUUUUCAUGAAAGUAAUUUCGCAAUGUAAAAAGUCCUACUGAUUCUAAAACAUAAUGUAAAAUAAAUGUUGUUUCCCUCUUUUGAUUUUGAGGUGAAAUGCGACCUGUACAUUUCUUAAGUUUUGUGAGAUGAAACCCAUUAAUUUACUAGAUAGAUAUUGGGAGGUGCGUGCGUGCGUGUGUGUGUGUGUGUGUGUGUGUGUGCGCGCACGUGCGUGCGUGUGCUGGUUGUGAAGUGUUAAUGUAUCUCUUCAGCAUUGGAUCUUUGAUGGCCUCUAAGUCUCAUAUCCUGCUGCUGAUCUCUUUGGCUUGAUCUAUUAGAUUUAUUGGAGACCGUAUAUGUUCCUUCUCAUCUGUAUUUGUGCCGCUGGCGCACUCGGUCUCUCUGUGCCGUUCACACAGCUGCCCUUUCCCUUCAGUUUCUGCUGUUUAUUUCUGCUUACUGCUGCUCUGCUUGUGAUCACUGAUCAGUUUGCUUGUUAAAUCUGAUCACUGAAGAGCGCACAGUCAAUGCUAUGCAUCUCUAAGCAUUGAACUUAGUAACCAGCUGCAUUGAGUGGCAAUUGUUUCUUACGAUGGUGCAUUAUAUUCCGCUGUAUCUGCAAAGGUUUUUCACUGCACUAUGAUUAGAGCAAGAGGCAACGUGGCGACACAAGUUCAGUAAGUGCUGAGGGACUGCUGUUUUUCCAUCACAUAGUAGUGACUCUCGUUUGACUCGUUGUCACGUUUGAGUCACAUUCUCCCAUGUGCUCCCAUUUAAACCCAGAAGGGUCCAAACAUUUUUCCUCUCGAAAGCAAUCAAAAACCAGGAAACAUCAAAUAAAUCUUUGUUGUUUUACGGGACCUUGUAGAAUAGCCUGCUAGUUUUUGAGUGCAUCUAUCAUCAAAUUAAUUUUCUGUUUUAAACUCUAUUCAGUAUUAUCAGAGCCGAUCGCUUACAAAAGACUAACCCGGGGGUAGAAAACUUAACUCUUUGCUGCUCAGAUUCUGUAUAUCCAUACCUGCUGUUCUUCAGAGUCCCUUGUCACCCUCAUUACAAUUUUAACAUAGAUCUUUGAAUAUUUUAAAAGCUGGUUUAGCAGGCCUUAGAAGUAUUUCACUAAUUGAAGGCUUCAUUAUGGAUACACAUGUUUUGGACUACACAACUCUUCCAGUCAAGACAUUUUCAUGUGGUUGGGUUCAUUGUGCAUUAUUGGCGAUGUUGCCAUCUUUUUGGUUUUAAAUUCCAGUUUCUUUUUCUCUGUCGAACCAUUGAAUGGGGCAUUUCUUAAAACAACUUGUUUUAAAUUUCUUUGUGAGCUCUGCAACCUCUAACCUCCUGUAUAUGUUGCAUGUCAACACCUUGCACUGACUGUAUUCCUUAAACACGUAAAUGCAGUAUUGGGUCUACAUGGCAGUUAAAGUGGUUGAAUGUGAGUACAUUAAGGAAUGAAUGAAAUCGCUUCAAUAUUUUAACUUGACAAACAGCAUCCCUUAAAAGUGAACUCUUAAAAUAAAUGACUGUCAUUGCAAAUACAAAAUCAGAAGCGUUGUUGACACCAUAUUGAUACAGUGAAUUAUUGUGUUUUAUACAUUUUAGAUGAUACAAUGUCAAAUGCAGUUUGCAUUAAAAAAAAAUACCAUGUACAUCUGAAAUUAUCUGUGUGCAGUUUGUAGUUAAAAAUCAAACACUGUUGUUCAGCAUCAUAAUAGGUGUUAUACUGGUUCCCCUUUACCCACAUGUGUUGUUGUGCAGGUUCAUAGCCUACUCUACUGAAAUGCCACAUCUGAACCAAACAGAAUUUCACCCUCUAAAUAGGGCUGGAAUCAUAUUCUUGGACAAAUUUUCUAUUUUGGGCAUUUUCUUUUUUUGUUGUUGAUUUAAAAAAAUUUCUAUUGUUAUUUUUUUUGUUUCUUCCAUUGCAUUGAUACAAGUGAGAAAGAUGUAUAAAACAAUAAGAAAAGAAAAACUCAAGGCAGCUACUAUAUGAGUGACUACUAUAAAAUGUCUAAAUAAAUAAAGACA
Xyrauchen texanus (razorback sucker) is the source of this 5760-nucleotide messenger RNA. RefSeq lists its product as uncharacterized. The transcript has 12 exons. Gene Ontology annotation, biological process: protein demethylation; regulation of transcription by RNA polymerase II. The coding region runs from base 576 to 3068 and encodes 830 amino acids. The record is from RefSeq and is a predicted model, not a curated record. NCBI's taxonomy places the organism in Eukaryota, Metazoa, Chordata, Actinopteri, Cypriniformes, Catostomidae. Gene Ontology annotation, molecular function: DNA binding; protein binding; zinc ion binding.